GGGCGGAGAAUGCAGUGGAUAAAUGCACCGUUUCUAUCACCAUUUCUUUUCUAUAAUAUCGCUCCAAAGGACGAAUUUUCGGAACGUCCAGCAGAUUCGUUUGAUGAUUGAAAUGAAAGGGAAAUUCUAAAAUAAAUUUAAUCUCAUCAUUACACGGAGAAGAGAGAGUUUCUUCCGGACUAUUUCGGUUAUCAACGCGGGAUUUGUUGUGGAUACCUUGCCCGGUUCAACCUUGUGUCGCCAAUGACAAGUUCAGCACCGCGUAACAUCCACCCCACUUUUACACGACCACCAUGGGGCUUUGGGAAUCAAUAAUGAAGCGGACGGAUAUCUCGUGUUCUUUUCAACAUCCGAGUCCUUCAGCAUUAGAGUCUGUUGAAGCCGGUUUAACCUGUACCCACGUGUCACGUGUCACGAAUUAAAAUAGUUUAAAACAUAUUUGCUGAAACAUUCUUCCUGGACUGAGAAACCAAAUUUAAAGCCUGAAAUCCAAGAUGACAUCGGAGGUCAGCCAAGUGUCAUUGAGUGAGCUUCCCAUGGACAACUGGAUGGCCCAUCUGCCCAGUGCACUGUGGGAAACCCCUCUCUGUUACAUGGCCAUUCCAGGGAGCCAUAAUGCCAUGACCUACUGUCUGGAUAGGAAUGACCGCUCUCCAGUGGACCCCACUCAACCAGAUAUGUUGCAAAAGUUGGACAAGUACAUGAAGCCCAUCAUAAGGCCAUUUGUAUACAAGUGGGCAAUAGCACAGGAGUCUAGUAUUAGGGAGCAGUUGGAUUCUGGAGUGCGAUACUGUGACCUGAGGAUAGCACAUCGGCCUAAUGACAGCUCAAAUGAUCUCUACUUCUACCAUGGUGUUUAUACCACUAUAACUGUGGAGGAGUGUGUGACACUACGGAAAUUAUGGAGCCAGAGUCAUCAAGUUAUCGUUUCAUACGAGCACAAUAUUGCUAACUGCCAUAGAGAAUUGUGGUUCCAUAUACCUUAUUGGUGGGCAAAUAAGUGCAAGGCUGAAGCACUGAUCGAGGAAUUUGAACGUAGGAAACAAAAUGGCCGACCAGGCGGCUUCUUUGUGACUGGCAUUAAUCUUACUGAAGAUCUGAAGUACAUUUGCUCCCAUCCCACAGAAUCACUGAAGGAUAUGGUGAUGUCUGCAUAUCCCACAUUACUUAGCUGGGUCAAGCAACAGAAGCCUGGUUCUAACAUCGGCUCCCUCAACAUCAUAGCUGGGGACUUUGUGACAGAGAGCCGGUUCAUACCAACCGUCAUUGCCCUGAAUGAAAAUCUGCUCAAGAGGACCAUAAUACCAGAGCCUUGAGCCUCUUUUAGUCUGCACAAUGUAUUUAACAUUUGAAGAAAGAAGUGUUUUCUUGUUCUUGGGAUGUUUUUUUUAUACUAGUCAAUUUUACACUUUUUAUAAGGGUGCUUACACACUAGAGUUUAUGCUGCAUCAGCUCCAUUCAUUUCAAUAGGGAUGGUGCAUUGCAAGGAUGUAGAGGAAAAACACAAGGGUUUGUGAAAGUGAAGCUCCAUCAUGCAACCAAAAGCACUUUCUAUACACUCAAAAAUGGAACCUAUGCAUUCCUGUCUGCCAAACGCUCCGUCAGAGAAUGGUUUCUAGUGUGUAUGCACCCUGAGGAUGAUAGAUCAUUUUGAGUUAUGGGUAGAAUAUUGUAAUGCACUGACUUUUAUGACUUGAACUUACUGUCCUAAUUUUAUUUAUGCAGUCUCCAAUAUAUACCUCUGAUUUUGCUAAACUUUUGAUCAUUUUUAAGGACCUCAAAAUGUCAUUAUCAAGGUCCAGGUUACCACAACUUUACAUUUAGCACAUUACAGGACACAAUAAGUUCCCUGUGAGCAUCAGAGUUUGCAUGAAAAUUGCUGAAGUCUACUCAAUGCAAGCCAGGAUUAUCAAACACUCAGGAUUGUUCAUUCGCUAUGAUAAACUCUUUUCUACUGUGUGGAAUGGCAAUGGAAAUAUGAUUCCAAUAAGUAUAUGUCUGCAUGGUGCACAAUGAAAAGCAUGAAAAGACACUGGAAUAUUUCUGUGGUUGCACACGUUCUCUGCCGCAGUAGCAUGUUAAGCCAGUUUAAUCAAGAUAUCAGUUUGCAUUACAAACAAAUAUGCCUAUACUAACAAAAAUAU
Molecule: messenger RNA, 2144 nt
Organism: Sinocyclocheilus grahami
Lineage: Eukaryota; Metazoa; Chordata; Actinopteri; Cypriniformes; Cyprinidae
Product: PI-PLC X domain-containing protein 1-like
Exons: 6
Coding region: 495-1316 (273 amino acids)
Biological process (GO): lipid metabolic process
Molecular function (GO): phosphoric diester hydrolase activity
Source: RefSeq, a predicted model, not a curated record